Molecule: messenger RNA, 2251 nt
Organism: Hyla sarda
Lineage: Eukaryota; Metazoa; Chordata; Amphibia; Anura; Hylidae
Gene: MTO1
Product: mitochondrial tRNA translation optimization 1
Exons: 13
Coding region: 107-2227 (706 amino acids)
Biological process (GO): tRNA wobble uridine modification; tRNA methylation
Cellular component (GO): cytosol
Molecular function (GO): flavin adenine dinucleotide binding
Source: RefSeq, a predicted model, not a curated record
GUGAUACAUAAGCCAUACAUAAACGUCACUGAUAUCUCCUGUGUACAAUACAACCAUAGAGAGGAGCCGCUGCGGUCCUCCACGGCCUAGAGCGUCCGCCGUCUCCAUGGUAGGUCGGGAGGUUAUCAACAUGGCGGCGUCCAUAGCAGAACACGGAGGAAAGUGGAUCCUCCAUCAUGGCGCUCGCUCUUCCUUCUCCCGGAUGUCCAGACGCGCUCUCGGCUCAGCCCCAAGUGGCGAGGAGGCGGUGGCACAAUACAAUGUGGUGGUUGUGGGCGGAGGACACGCGGGCACGGAGGCUGCUGCAGCUGCUGCCCGCGCCGGUGCCAGGACCCUGCUCAUAACACACAAGGCGGAGACUAUAGGGCAGAUGUCCUGUAACCCGUCCUUCGGGGGCAUCGGUAAGGGUCACCUGAUGAGAGAAGUGGAUGCUCUGGACGGCGUUUGCGGGAGGAUCUGCGACCUCUCUGGGAUCCACUACAAGGUCUUAAACCGGCGCAAGGGCCCCGCUGUUUGGGGUCUGCGAGCUCAGAUCGACAGGAAGUUAUACAAGCAGAACCUGCAGAAGGAGAUCCUGAACACACCGGGUCUCACUAUAACGGAGGGGUCCGUAGAAGACCUAAUCCUGGACGCCCCAGACUCCGCCCAUCCUGGGAAGUGUCAAGUCAGCGGAGUCAUUUUGGCGGAUGGAAGUAAGAUCUGUGCCAACAGCGUGGUGCUGACUAACGGCACGUUUCUGCGUGGGACGGUGCGUCUCGGUACACAGCAUAUCCCGGCAGGACGCUGGGGUGAAGCCCCCGCUGUCGGUCUGGCGCAGACCCUGGAACGUCUGGGGUUUGCUGUUGGGAGGUUGAAGACGGGAACCCCGCCUCGUAUCUCAAAGGAGUCUGUGGACUUUGGCGCCGUGACGAGACACGAGGCCGACAAUCCGCCUGUACCCUUCAGCUUCAUGAACGACCGCGUCUGGAUCAAGCCCGAAGAGCAGCUCCCCUGUCAUCUGACCCACACAACGGCUGCGGUGGAGCGGAUCAUUCAGGAAAACCUCCAUCUGAGCAGUCACGUGAAGGAGACGAGCGCCGGACCCAGGUACUGUCCCUCCAUUGAGUCCAAGGUCUUGCGGUUUCCCGGUCGGAGCCACCAAGUCUGGCUAGAACCCGAGGGCCUGGACUCCGAUGUGAUCUACCCCCAGGGCCUGUCUGUGACCCUGCCGGCCGAGGCCCAGGAGAGGCUUCUGCGGGAUAUCCCCGGACUGGAGAAAGCCCAUAUGCUAAUGCCUGGUUACGGAGUGCAGUACGACUUCCUAGACCCUCGACAACUUCGCUCCUCGCUGGAGACAUUUCUAGUGCAAAGACUCUUUUUGGCCGGACAGAUCAAUGGCACCACUGGGUAUGAAGAGGCGGCAGCACAGGGAAUCAUUGCAGGAAUAAACGCGGCUCUCAGGUCUAAGGGUCGUCCGGCCUUCACCGUGAGCCGCACAGAGGGAUACAUCGGCGUCCUUAUUGAUGACCUGACCACGCAAGGCACUCGAGAACCGUACCGCAUGUUCACCAGCCGCGCUGAGUACCGCAUGACUCUAAGACCGGACAACGCGGAUGCGCGACUCUCGCUAAGGGGCUAUGAAGAGGCGGGCUGCGUGUCUCAGGAGAGGUACGAGCGGGCGCGUGCCACCAAAAAGGCUCUGGAGGACGGGCUCUCUGCUCUCCGCUCCCUCCAGCUUCCGUCUGCCAAGUGGCAGCAGCUGAUUCCGGAGGCGCACAUCAGCAGCGCCCGGGUGAGCACCCUCAGUGGUGUGGAAAUGCUGCGCUAUGAAGGGGUGGAGGUCCAGACCCUCUCCAGGCUGUUCCCGGAGCCCCUGCAGAGAUUUUGUGAAAGGCGCGAUAUAGCUCAACGCUUAAAGAUAGAAGCUUCGUAUGAAUUGUACGUCACAUUCCAGCAGAAAGAGAUCGCUGAAGUGCAGAGAGAUGAGUCUUUAAUAUUACCGGAGAACCUGGACUACAUGAGCCUCGAUGUCGCUUUAUCAAACGAAGUCCGGGAGAAACUAUCGCUGAGUCGCCCUGAGACGAUUGGCGCUGCUGUUCGUAUCCCCGGGGUGACACCGGCCGCUGUCCUGAAUCUAUUGAGAUAUGUUAAAUCCAGCACCCGGUCCUCGGAGGCCAGUAAAGGACUGUACAGGUCCAGGGCUGGGGAUGACCCUGAGAGCCGGACUCUGAGCCAACACACACUGUAGGAUAUGGCGGUAGCCUCCGCUGCU